Aspergillus glaucus CBS 516.65 is the source of this 441-nucleotide messenger RNA. RefSeq lists its product as uncharacterized. Lineage: Eukaryota; Fungi; Ascomycota; Eurotiomycetes; Eurotiales; Aspergillaceae. The transcript is spliced from 4 exons. The coding region runs from base 1 to 441 and encodes 146 amino acids. The record is from RefSeq and is a predicted model, not a curated record.
AUGAACGAAUCUGGCUAUCUUCGAAAGGCAGCUGAUAAAGAAUUCUAUGACGAGGUCAAGACUGUACUUGCUCUCCAGGAGGUUGGCCAUGAACCUGAUCUUCUGGUCACGUCCAGGGUACCUGGAGAGCCUGUGGAUAGGAUGCUCUCGGACGAGCAGAUUGAGAGGAUCCAUGAGCAAAUAGAAUUCGCUAUCAACCACCUACGAAGCAUCGGCAUCCAUCUGGACGUACAAGAAAAUCCCAACUGCCUAUGCUAUGACACCGAAGACGACAAACUGUACCUCAUCGACUUGAUCCGCGUGCCUCCCAAGAUCAACCCGGCUGACCACAUGUGGGAAUUGGCAAUCGAUGCCUGGCACUACGAACAAUCGGCGGCGUUUUCCAGCUGUCGUGAGAUCGACUACGAAUUCCCAGACUGGGCUAAGAAUAGUGGCAGAUAG